Molecule: messenger RNA, 2401 nt
Organism: Larimichthys crocea (large yellow croaker)
Lineage: Eukaryota; Metazoa; Chordata; Actinopteri; Sciaenidae
Gene: nrsn1l
Product: neurensin 1-like
Exons: 6
Coding region: 1038-1655 (205 amino acids)
Biological process (GO): nervous system development
Cellular component (GO): neuronal cell body; transport vesicle; neuron projection
Source: RefSeq, a predicted model, not a curated record
UAUAUUCCUCUAAUAAUUUCUGCUCUGCUCCUCUUCACUCUGUAUUCUGCUCUCUUCUGUACCACAUAUACUUAGGGUUAGGGUUAGGGUUAACCCCUCUAACCCAUCUAACCUUACCUCUCAAUUAUACUCCUCUGUACUUAACUUCACUCCUCAUUACAUUAGAAUACUCUAGCCCUCGAUACUCAAGUCCUCUUCCAUCUACUCCAUUACCCCUCUUUACUUCACUGUACCUGUCCCUACUCAUUUCUAUUUGACUUCUCAUUACUCUACUCUACCCCCCUCCACCUCUCUCUACUCUAUUCUAUUCUGUUUGACUUUAAUAUCUUCUCAUCCACUCCUUCACACAGUCCUCUUGUUUAUUCGGCUGUGCUUGUUUUCCUUGUUCAGCUCAGUUUCCUCUAAUUUGUGGUCUGGCUUUUGGUUUUGAUCACAGCCAUAAUGAAAGACAAAGGCUUGAUGCACUGAUACCAUCCUAACCAGAGUCGCCUAUGAUGCCACAUUUGUUAUGACUGGGACCUUGGGGUGGGGCUCUGAUACGCAUCCAGGGGAAUGUAAUUACCCCCAAAAUGCAUGUUUUUUUUGUCUCUCUUUAUCUUGUGUAACAAUGAUUUCAGUUGAAUUGAUCUACAAAUAUUUAUCUUGGAAUGUAUCUCCAGUUUAUUCUCAUGUUUUUGUUCACUCCUCUUGAAAUCCCUUACUCUUGUCUAAAGGAAGGUCAGCUGAAGAACCAAAUGCUUCAGAGUCUCUUGCUUGAGGGAUCUUCAUCAGCGUUGAAGUGUCUGCAACGUUUACAGUUUGUGCUGUGGGUCUGACAGUACAGCACAUAAACACACCACAACCUCAAAGCUGUCUUGAUAGUCUGAAUACCAGGAGUUCCCCCCCAGCACACGAAGCCACAGCAGAUUUCUGGUUACGGCUCUGGUCUCCACUAACCCAGAGGGAAAUAUCUGGCUCCACUAUGUUCACCAGUUUGCUGCUGACUUCAUCUGUCUCUUGUUUGGCCUUUGACAGGUGUACAAGGCGUGUGCUGUGUGAUGGCGCUGUGCUCUGAGGCCUGUGUCUCCGGUUCAGGAGGAGAAUCCUCGGGGAGUGAGGCUGGUUCUAGCUGUCUUCAGUUUGGGGUUCGUUCCUAUCUGCACCACUUCUAUGAGGAGUGCUCGUCCUCCAUGUGGGAGAGAGACCCGGAGGAUCAAGGGUUCGUCCGGAGCCAGAGGUCAACCCUGUGGUGGAACUCAGCUGUGUGGAAGGUGUCCUUGGCCCUGGGUCUGCUGAUCCUGACUGCAGGUAUUGCCAGCCUGUCAGUCGGUUACUCCACUCCUCAUAAAAUUGAGUCAUUCGGAGAGGGAGACCUGUUUUUUGUGGACGCCCAGGCCGCAAACUUCAACAGGGGGCUGCACCUCAGCACUGCGGCCGGGAUCGGCCUCUCUUGUCUUGGCUCAGCUCUGGCGGUGAUGGGGGUUGUUGUUUGGCUCCUCCCCAGGGCCAACUUCAAGGAGAGGCUGUUCCACAGACCCGGUGAAGGAGAACGGAGAGGAGAGUCUGGGUCAAAGUGGAGGGUUUCAAGGGAUGUGGUCACUAGGCCGCCAGGUAUAGAGGAAGAAAAGAUACCCGUCACACUGUCAAAAGUGGAAAAUGUGCAGCCCACUUCUUAAAAAAGAUUCAUGCUGAGCUACAUGGUGUAUAGGCUUUUGUUCUCGUCCUUGGGCCUCAUUUAAUGGUCUUAUUAUUGUUUCUAAAGGAAACAAGUGUCAUUUUAGUAUGCAGAUUGUUCAAAUGGAGGUUGUUUUGUGACAUGGAUAUACAGUAAAGACAUAAAGGUCUGGACACCCGAAAGCUGAAGCUGAAAAGUCCAAAAUAGAGAGAAUUAUCAUAGUUUAUUAAAGUAACUAACCGUUAGUUAACUGACCGUUAGCAGCUUGUUGGCUUGAAGAGCUUUAUUUUCUGUCCUCAAUAGCUUUAAUUAAGUAAACAGAACAAAAGAGAGAAAACAGAGAGAAGCUUGCCAGCUACAAUAUCACAUCACCAAAAACCCUUCAAGUAGAUUCAUUUCACAUAAACAAGCUUAUGAUUAUGGUGUGACUUCUGCUUAAGACGUACUUCUCAGGAUUUAAAAGCACAACUUGAAUAAUUAAUCCAAAAUAAAAAUGUAUAAAUGAGGCCUCAAGACUUGUGGCUCUAGUAAGCAUAUCUUGUACUGCAGGAUGAGGUAUAGUUGUUGACCAUAGACUGUGUUCGUGCAGUGUUGUAUUUUAAAAACGUCCACCUCAAUGCUCAAAGAAAGCAGAAUCCUAAUGACUGGAAAAUUAUACGUUUUAUAUGUUUUCCCCGCUUGUUUGUGGUAUCUGUGCUCAAUAUUUUUUUAACAGUUAUUUUUUCAAAUAUAAGUGGCACCAUUUUU